CAGGUUUCAGUCUGCAUACGGUACCCUAUAUCCACUUAUGCACUUUCACGAAAGCUCGUGCGACUACGAUGACGUUUAGACGCAUCAGGUGUUUAAGGAAUUACGACAGAGAUAGGGGUCAUUUGGGGAAGCGCAGCUGAACUUUAUAGCAAUCUGGUUACCUUCAGGCCAGCACUGCCGUGAAACGAUUCAUUAUUCAUAAACUGACGUAUGAUUGAGUAUUUAUGUCUGCAAACCCUGCAGCCAAGUUCGCUGGAGUUUCGGGGGGCGGCGGCAUCACGUGAACGACAAUGCUAAAAUCCUUAAAGGGAAUUUUGUCCAGGUUCUGGGGAAUGGGAAACCUUCCACACUCCAUAGGCUACGUACGCUAAAGCGACUAACACUGAACUGAGGACCGGUCGUUUCACCCAGUCCAGCCCCAGCUCCGCUCAGUCAACACUGGCGUGGGCGGGCCGGUGACGCGUCGUCGGUGUCCAUAUUUGGCUCGUGAUGUCACGAGCCGGAGGUUCCAUUCAUAUAAAACCGAACCCUCGGAAUCCCCUUAGAGGAAAUGUAGGCUCACGCGCGGCAGGGCUAGCAGGCUCACAACAGCCCUGAAACCUUUUUUUUCCUGAAAUCGAGAUCAGUCCGUUAGUUUUCGGUCUUGCAUCUCUGCACAAGCAAUAUGAAGGUCGCGAGUAUAGACUGUCGUCGGUUGAGGAAGAUUAUUAGAAAGGAGUGUGGAAACUGUCUCAUUGUGGACUGCCGACCCUAUUUUUCUUUCUCGAGCUCUAACAUCACGGGUUCGCUCAAUGUAAACUUGAAUUCCGUGGUGGUCCGGAGGUCCCGCGGUGGUCCCGUGCCCUUGCAGUUCGUGAUACCGGAUGAAAAGUCUUUGUUUCGUCUUCGGCAAGGGAGCAUCUCCGCUGUUGUGGCUCUGGAUGACCGGACCCCCCAUUUUCAAAAGCUGAAACAGGACAGCAUUGCUCAAAUAGUAAUAAAUAGCCUCUCGCAUCUGGCGAGUUGCGCCAACAUCUGCUUCCUAAAAGGAGGCUAUGAGAACUUCCAUUCCAACUACCCUGAGCUUUGCACGGAGAGUAAACCGACGGAGCAGAGUGCGGCCGAGCCGGAGCGCCACAGCGGCGGCCCCGGUGAGAGAGCGGGCGCGCGCCAGAAGCGCGAGCAGGGUAAACCGGUGGAGCUGCUUCCGUUCUUGUACUUGGGCAGCGCGUCUCACGCCUGCAGGGAGGAACACCUCAGCGACCUCCACAUCACGGCGCUUCUGAACGUGUCGCGCCGGGACUCGCAGCCCGCCGAGGGACAGUACCGCUAUAAAUGGAUCCCGGUGGAGGAUAGCCACACCGCCGACAUCAGUUCUCACUUUCAGGAGGCCAUAGACUUCAUCGACGAGGUGAGACGGGAGGGUGGUAAGGUGCUGGUGCACUGUGAGGCGGGCAUCUCCCGCUCGCCGACCAUCUGCAUGGCUUACCUCAUGAAGACCCGGCGGCUGCGUCUGGAGGAGGCCUUUGACGCUGUGCGCUGCCGCCGCGCCGUCAUCUCGCCAAACUUCAGCUUCAUGGGCCAGCUGCUGCAGUUUGAAGCCGAGGUGCUGUCGUCUGCGCCACCCUGUGCUCCGCCAGCCUCUGCCCCCUGCGAGCGGGGGACACCCUCCUUCCCCGCCGGAGUCGGUGGCCGUGGUGACGUGGGGGACCGAGACAACGGCGGCAGCAGGUUCUCGACCGACAAGAGCUUUGAGUCCUCCGUGUUCACCUUCCCUACCUCCUUCGUGUCACCGAGCCCCAUGCAGGCACCGGUGCACCCGUUCACACUCAGUCCCAUCACUGCUCUGCCUUAGUGGGGCCGCAAAGGCUACCCGUGUCCUCCGACUACUUGAAAGACAAAGAAAAGGAAAAUAUAAAAUAAGAUAAAGACGAGCAGAACAGGCAAGGGCACAGCAGGAAAGGAGAAAGGAAAAAAAGACUUUGGUUGUGAUGUCAUGACAGUAUUUGAAUCCAGCUAAAGAAGCAUUAUUUUUCGUUGAUGUUGUUUGCCUUAGAAUGAGUCACACCAAACGAGUACACUGCAAUACAAGCCUUGGUUUAAGUGUGUGAUGUCUGUCAAUUCACAUCGCCCAACGAGGCUUUUCAAAUUAAAUUAUUGAAUUUUUUUUAAUUGUUUGCUUUUUUUAUGAAAUAUGGAUCUGUUAAUAAAUGUUUUA
Electrophorus electricus (electric eel) is the source of this 2197-nucleotide messenger RNA. It is a transcript of the gene dusp5, whose product is annotated as dual specificity phosphatase 5. Gene Ontology annotation, molecular function: MAP kinase tyrosine/serine/threonine phosphatase activity. The record is from RefSeq and is a predicted model, not a curated record. Lineage: Eukaryota; Metazoa; Chordata; Actinopteri; Gymnotiformes; Gymnotidae. Gene Ontology annotation, biological process: negative regulation of MAPK cascade; endoderm formation; protein dephosphorylation. Gene Ontology annotation, cellular component: nucleus; cytoplasm.